This is a messenger RNA of Pseudopipra pipra, 5592 nucleotides long. Its product is annotated as coagulation factor IX-like. The record is from RefSeq and is a predicted model, not a curated record. Gene Ontology annotation, molecular function: serine-type endopeptidase activity; calcium ion binding. Lineage: Eukaryota; Metazoa; Chordata; Aves; Passeriformes; Pipridae. The transcript is spliced from 9 exons. Gene Ontology annotation, cellular component: extracellular region. Gene Ontology annotation, biological process: proteolysis. The coding region runs from base 184 to 2154 and encodes 656 amino acids.
UGCUUGGUGCCUCCUUGGGGUCUGUGCAGGGUCUUCCCUGAGCGAAGCAUCAGCAGUUGCACAGGGGCUGGUUGUGCUCCUGCCUUGGCUUCAGCAACACUGGGCUGGGAGUGGCCUGUGCUCCAUUUGGGCCGUGUGUUCCCAUGCUCCCCAUGGCUUUUCCAUGGCUUCCGUGGGCUUUGGAUGAGCCCCUGCCCCCCAGCUCAGCUCCUGCCUGUUGGGGUGUGCAGCAUCAGCGUGGCUUGGGGAAACAGGGGACAGGAGGGCAAAAUGAACUGGAAAGAAAUCAGGAGGUCAGUGUUCUGGAUGCUCACUAACAUGGAGAGCAGCUCCUCACUUGGGAGAUUUCUCCUGCUGAUGUGCUUCAUUGACAGCAGCUGCCUGUUUUCAUAUGAAGUGUUUGUGAGAAAAGACAAAGCCCACGAGGUGCUGCGAGUCCAUAAACGUGCCAACCACUUCCUAGAAGAAAUUCGUCCAGGGAACUUGGAGAGAGAAUGCAAUGAGGAAAAGUGUUCAUUUGAGGAGGCCAAGGAGAUCUUCCAUUCACAGGAGAAAACGAUGGAGUUUUGGUUCAAUUACAAAGGUUUAAAUCCAUGUAGUACAAAUCCCUGUAACAAUGGUGGAGUCUGCAAAAUAAGACAUUACAGUUACUUUUGCAUCUGCCCCCCAGAAUUCAGAGGACACAACUGUGAAAUAGAGAGGUUGGAGUGCUGGUACAAGAACGGCGGGUGCUGGCAGUACUGCAGGGACAGCAGCGCCCUCCACGUGGAGUGUUCCUGCGCCAGGGAUUACACCCUGCACGAGGACGGGAGGAGCUGCGUGCAGGCAGCACCGUUUCCCUGUGGCUUGAUCAAAGCCAGGCAGGCUCUGGAGGAACAGCGGCGGGGGCCAAAAAGCCUCCUGAGGAGCCAGUGGGAGCACAGGGAUGUGCCUGAGCUGAACAGGAGCACAGAGGGCACAGCUGGGCAAAUGGAGCUGGAGCACAGUGAUGUUGGGGAAAAGGAGACCAUAAAGGAUGCCUUCGGGCACGCUGGACAAACGGAGGUGGCAGGAGAUGCUUCCAGCUGCAAAAAGACAGUGGUGGGCUCUGUGUCCCAGAAGCCCCUGGGGGAGGAGCUGGAUGGCCCUGAGAACCACAAGGCAGUGGAGGGAACUGGGAGAGGCCUGGCUGAGCCAAGGCAGGGCCCAGCAUGGCAGAACAAGAGCACAGCACCUGCUGCCAGGCAGGAAGGAACAGGGGGAAACACCACAGGGCAAAACCAACGAGGGGAGGGCAUUGGCAGGAACAGAACAGGGGCUGUUCAGCACAGGAGUGAUGGGCUGCAUCAGAGCAGGGACAGGGGAGACGGUCUGGACGUGCCUCAGCCCACCCAGGCAAACAUCAGCUCUACUUUGGAGCACGGGGACCCCAGGAUAACAGGAGGAAUGCUGUGUCAUCGUGGACAUUGCCCCUGGCAGGUGCUGAUCCGGGACAGCCGGGGCGUGGGGUUCUGCGGCGGGAGCCUCCUGAGCAGCCGCUGGGUGGUCACGGCCGCGCACUGCCUGGACCUCGUGAGCCCCCACCACGUCACUGUGGGAGACUUUGACAAAUACCAGAGAGAGUUCAAGGAGCAGAAGAUCGCUGUGGAGCGGAGCUGGACGCACCCACACUACGAUUCCAACGACUACAACGGUGACAUCGCGCUGCUCUACUUGAGCAGUGCCGUCGUUUUCAACGAGUACGCGAUUCCCAUCUGCCUGCCCAGCCCCGGCCUGGCCGCGCUGCUCUCCGAGGAGGGGCGGCUCGGGGUGGUGAGCGGCUGGGGAGCCACCCACGCCCGCGGCUCCCCCCUGCGCUUCCUCAUGAAGGUGCGGCUGCCCCUGGUGAGCCUGGAGCGCUGCCAGCGGGCCAUGGACAGGCUGGUCACCGACAACAUGCUCUGCGCGGGGCACGGCACCGCGGCCACCGACGCCUGCAAGGGGGACAGCGGGGGCCCCCUCAUCGCCUCCCACCGCAACACCUGGUUCCUCCUGGGCAUCGUCAGCUGGGGCGAGGGCUGUGCCCAGCAGGGGAAAUACGGGGUGUUCACCAGAGUAGCCAACUACAUCCCCUGGAUUAAAGAGGUGGUUGAAAGCGUAGCAGAUUCAGAAAACUUUUCCAUUAACUUUUCUUAAUGCCAGCUACAGGAGCAGGAAUAAUUCUACUAUUGCAGUGUUUCAGUCUACAACACUGGGCCUGUUCUUGUCCUUAAUGGUGUAAAAUCAAGCUCCUUACCCUCAAGGAAAUUUUGAGAGGGUUAAAUUGCUUAUUCAAGUAUUGCUAAGUAAAAUACUUGUGUAUAAUAAAGAACUAUUUGCAAGUAACAGAGGAGAACACAACUUUUCUUAAUGUAAAUUCUUAUCAGGAAGAUUUUUUUAAGCGAAAGCAAAAGCUUUACAUUUCUCAGGCCUACCUACCUACAUCUCACAGACAAGCACACUCAGUUCUCUGUACGAAUUCAGUGCUUAGCAAAGCAAGUGCAGUUUGGGUAGUGGUGUCUGGCUCUAGCUGUGAGACAGACAGUGCUGAACGCAGCAGGGAGGGAGCUCUGAAGUUCUGGAACCAAGGACAUCAGUUUACUAAAUUACAAAUGUUUUCUGAUACAAAAAAGUCUAUGUGGAACUGGGGAUAAAUGGAGCAGCAAUCCACCCAGCUCCAGGAAGAUUAAAGGAUUGUGCAGUAAAAUUCUCAACAGGUGAUCCAUGUCAAGUUUUGAUUUUGUGACCUCUCCUACAACUGACUGACAUUUUAAUUACACCCCCCAGCACACUCCACUGUUACCAUUCCACAAGAAACAGAACCAUUCUGUUUGCCUCAGAGAGCACACGGUGUUGAGCUAUUAUGAUGAAUUUUGAUAGGAAGAAUUUGAAUUAGGCCUUGCACAAGACCACCAAGCCCAGUACCUCAAUGAAACAUCUCCUAGGAUUUAAAAGUAGCCUCUAGCCCCCAGUGACUACAAGACUAGACUGAAGCACCAGAACUACAAAAAAAAAAAAAAAAUUGAGGGAAGAAAAAAGAAUCUAUUGGACUUUUAGUGCCAAACAGCCCCUGGCUAUGAACAGCUCUGCACAGUUUCCUUGUUCUUCACAAUUGCACCUGCCACUAUGGCAGUAAGGAAGGCCAUGGCUUUCAAUAAAUUCUUAACUAAAACUGGAAAAAAACCCAAAUCCCUGAAGGUCUCAGCAUGCUAAAAACACACCCUGAGGCACUUACUGCAGCAUACACAUACCUGGGGAGAGCAGGUGAAGUUGUCUUAGGAGCAGAAUCCCUCUCGAGCCCCAGCCAGCACAGAUGUCCUCCUGAAGUUGGUGUCCCAGCACACAGCUCUUACUGUCACUCCCUCCAGUCUCACAGGGCCACAUUUAACAGGUGACUCUCCACACUCUUGCAUUCACCCCUUACCAGUGCCAGCAGGAACUCACCCAAACACCGUAAUCCCCACCUCAAAGUAGUCCCAGAAUUACAGAACACACAUUACAGCAAACAGGCUCCGCUCCUCUGGAAGGAAGGCAACUUUGUUACUGAAGAAAUUCCAACUGCCAGUUAUCCAUGCAAGGAGGAGAGUCCUCUUCUUGUAGGCAAGCUCAGCGGAGACAACCAUUUGUGGAGGUAAAGGCAAAGAAGCAACAUGACCAGAUGUUGCUCUGCUGUUGUUCUGUAGCUGCAGGGACAAAGAAAUGAUCUGCAUGAUCCCCCCUAACACAGAGACAGGAACCUUCUCCUUCCCACUGGUAAAACAAACCUUUUGCAAAGUCACUAGUGAGCUACAGAAACAUUUUAGCUGGAAACUGCUGGAAUUUUUAGUGGUUGGUCUGCUGGGCUUUCCUGAACUUUACAUCACUCUUCAUGAAAAAUAAAAUCCUUUGUGUGGAAAAUGGCCAGUAUUUCUAAUCAAAAGCAAUACAUGUAGAUCUCCAAAGACAUAAUAACUGAUUAAUAAAUCACUGAAUAAAGAGGAACUGGACAACUCUGAACAGAAAAUUAACCAUUCACAGCUUUUCCACAUCCAAGGUGGUCUGUGCAUACCUUCCCCCGAGUAAUCAACAAGCAGCCCAAAAAAACAGAUGUUUUAUUGUCUGAAGUGUUGCAAUACAACAAAUACAUGAUCUGUACAAAGGACAUGAUAGGGCCAGUUAAAUACUAUCAGGAGAAAGAAGUCUUCAUAUUCACAGUCCUCAGACAACAUCUUCUACCAGAACCUGAACCAACAAUUCAAAGACUCACUUAAAAAAAACCCCAAACAAGUUGUAAAAAAAUUUAAAGGUCUCCAAAGAGUCUGUGGGUGCACUGUCUUACAGCAGAGCUCAUGGGGUAUUCUGUGAAGGGUCACAAUGGCAUCUUAUUACCCUCAAUGCUGAUUUUCACUGCAUGGGCCGAUCUGCUUUUUUUCCUGAUAUCUGUGAAUUUCCGCAUCUGUUUGUCCAGUCGACUCACCCCUUUCUUAGAGGUCCCCUGGAACUUAAAAAAUAAAACUAAUAAUUACCACUGAAAAAAAAGCAGACGUCCCAGAGGUCCAAGGCAAGCGGCGCAUGCGAGGUCACCCCUGGGCCUGGCUGGUGUCUCUGUCCUUCCCCAGAGUGGGGAAAGGCUUCCCCAGGAUCUGCACGCCCGGGUGGAGGCAGAGGCACUCGGCCAUCACCCUGUUUGCUGGGUACAGUUUGCAAGUUUUUUCUCUACUGGCUGGAGGUGUCAGAACCACAGUGCACCAGUGUCACCCAAAAGGGCUCCCUGGGGGAGUUCAGACAUGGAUACACUGUGACUGAGGCUGACACGGCAUUUCCAAACUGCCAUUUAUUUUAAAGGUCAUGGAUUAGUCCUUAUAAAGCAAGAGAUUACUGGGAGAAGUGUGUAGGGAGAAGCCAGAGAAAUGCUAAGCUGACCAUACAAGCUCUCAGAAGUUAUUGCAUCUCAUCUCUGUAUUUGAACUGCAAGUGAAAAGCAGGCAGUGCAGCAGUUAUUCUGCCCAGAUUAAACACAGUGAUGCUGUAACAAAACAUCACUGAAGACAAACAGCAAGGACCUUCCAAGCCAUAGCCCAUACUUCCUAGGAGGCAAUUUCCCCUAACUAGACAACAGAAAUAAUAAACAAUGAAAAUGCCACACCUUUAAGUUUAGGAGAAACAGAGAUAUCCAAAACAUGCUACAUAGUAUCUGACAAAACACAUCCAUUAGAAACUUGUUCCCAUUGCUGAGGAAGGUGCCCCUGACACACUGAUUUUAAAUAAACUUUAUUCAUAAAACUGUUCACUACUCAUUGAAAUUAUAGCUGAAGUUUCACAGUGAUUUUUAAGAAAAUAUUUUUUUUAAAACAAAUAAAUAUGAAGCUUAAACUCAACAGUUAUCUAUCACUUGUGCUCAUCUCUUCCUGUCACUGUCAGCUUGUGGCAGCCCUGCUCAAAGCACUGAAAUGCAGACCAGGAAUUGUCAAAACAAUUCCCACACUGAUGCAUGUUCUCCCACCCCACACUCACAAUGGGGUGUUUUUUCUCCCCCGGUCUCAUUCUCUGCCUCCCAUCAACCACUCCUAAAGUCUCUUCACACUAUCACAUCACUCUACUUCCUUGAAAGAGGUG